Messenger RNA from Solanum dulcamara, 2201 nucleotides. RefSeq names its product protein NRT1/ PTR FAMILY 6.3-like. Gene Ontology annotation, biological process: transmembrane transport; response to nitrate; oligopeptide transport. The coding region runs from base 143 to 1915 and encodes 590 amino acids. The transcript is spliced from 5 exons. Gene Ontology annotation, molecular function: nitrate transmembrane transporter activity. The record is from RefSeq and is a predicted model, not a curated record. Gene Ontology annotation, cellular component: membrane. NCBI's taxonomy places the organism in Eukaryota, Viridiplantae, Streptophyta, Magnoliopsida, Solanales, Solanaceae.
AUGGCCUUUGUAUCACCAAUCUUCUUCUAGCUCCCAAUUUUUUUUAAAAAAUACACCUUUCCAUAUUAAUCUUCUUUUUAUUUCUCAUUUCUCAUUGGGUCCAAUUUUGUGGCUAAAAAAUAAAAUUUGAAUAUUUGCAAAAAUGUCACUUCCUGCGACACAAAAUGAUGCAAAAGCUCUCCCUGAUGCUUGGGAUUACAAAGGGAGGCCAUCUCUUAGGUCCUCCUCUGGUGGUUGGGCAAGUGGUGCAAUGAUUUUAGGUGUUGAAGCUGUGGAGAGGCUAACCACACUAGGUAUUGCUGUAAACUUGGUGACUUAUUUGACUGGAACUAUGCAUUUAGGCAAUGCUACUGCAGCCAACAAUGUCACCAAUUUUCUUGGAACUUCUUUCAUGCUUACUUUGCUUGGUGGAUUCAUUGCUGACACUUUCCUUGGAAGGUAUCUUACGAUUGGAAUAUUUGCAACAGUUCAAGCAAUAGGUGUCACAAUCUUGACCAUUUCCACCAUAAUCCCAAGUUUGCGACCACCAAAAUGUGAACAAGGCAGCUCAUCAUGCAUCCCGGCUAACGGCAAACAACUCAUGGUCUUAUACAUCGCCCUAUACAUGACCGCCCUCGGAACGGGCGGUCUAAAAUCGAGUGUUUCGGGAUUCGGGACCGACCAAUUCGAUGAUACGAACGAAAAAGAAAAAGGACAAAUGAUAAAAUUCUUCGAUUGGUUUUUUUUCUUCAUAAAUGUUGGUUCACUAGGUGCAGUCACAAUACUUGUUUACGUGCAAGAUAAUUUGGGAAGGGAAUGGGGUUAUGGAAUUUGUGCAUGUGCAAUUGUGAUUGCACUUGUGUUAUUUUUAUUUGGUACAAGAAAAUAUAGGUUUAAGAAACUUGUUGGAAGUCCAUUAACACAAAUUGCAUCAGUAUUUGUGGCAGCUUGGAAAAAUAGGCAUUUGGAAUUGCCUUCAGAUUCUUCACUUCUUUAUGAAAUUGAUGACAAUGUUUUUGGUGAAGGUCACAAAAAAAGAAAGCAAAAAUUGCCUCAUAGCAAGGAAUUCAAAUUCUUGGACAAGGCAGCCAUUAAGCAAGAUGGUCUUGAAAGUAAUGUAGUGAACAAGUGGAAAUUGUCAACAUUAACAGAUGUUGAAGAAGUAAAAUUGUUAUUCAGAAUGUUGCCAAUUUGGGCCACAACAAUUAUGUUUUGGACUUCCUAUGCCCAAUCGACAACAUUAUGUGUGGCACAAGCAACCACUAUGGACCGUCGCAUAGGUAAAUCGUUCCAAAUCCCGCCCGCCUCUCUCACCGCGUUCUUUGUCGGAAGCAUCCUCUUGACCGUAAUUUUCUACGAUCGAGCCAUCGUUCCGAUUUGUCGACUCGUCGCUAACAAAAGCCAUGGGCUCACCCCAUUGCAAAGAAUUUUCAUAGGGUUAAUCCUUUCGAUUUUAGCCAUGAUUGCAUCUGCCUUAACUGAGGUUAAAAGAUUAAAGGUUGCCCACUUAAAUGGGCUAACAAAUGAUCCAAAUGCCACAGUUCCAUUAAGUGUAUUUUGGCUAAUUCCACAAUUCUUGCUAAUUGGGUCAGGUGAAGCCUUUACAUACAUUGGCCAAUUGGAUUUUUUCUUAAGAGAAUGUCCAAAAGGGAUGAAAACUAUGAGUACUGGCCUAUUUUUGAGUACCCUUGCAUUAGGGUUUUUCUUUAGUUCAAUUUUGGUUACGAUUGUACAUAUGGUCACUGGCACAACACAUCCAUGGAUAGCUGAUAAUUUGAACCAAGGGAAGCUACAUGAUUUUUAUUGGCUAUUGGCAAUAUUGUGUGUAUUGAACUUGAUGAUUUUCUUGUAUACGUCGAGAACGUACAUAUACAAGGAAAAGAGGCUUGCAGAAAUGGGAAUCGAAUUGGAAGACUCUGGACCAGUUUGCCACUAAAAUAGUGUCACUAUUAGAAAAAUGUGAAUUUCAACGACCUUUUCGUCUAAAGAUCGUCGGAAAACAUUUUUUUCCUAGUGGAUCCAUAAAAAUAAAAAUAAAAACACUUUCUUCCUCUCUUUUUUUUCCCUCCUUUUUUGGACUUUAUUAACUUUUGGUUUCUUUGAUUGAGCUUGAACAACUCUUUUUUUGGGAGAGUUAUGUAAUAUAACAACCUUGUUUUAUAUGUACAAAAAAUGGGAAAGAGCUUAGGUAAUGAAAAAUUAUAGAGCUCUUUUCCAAUGUU